Molecule: messenger RNA, 741 nt
Organism: Cataglyphis hispanica
Lineage: Eukaryota; Metazoa; Arthropoda; Insecta; Hymenoptera; Formicidae
Product: RWD domain-containing protein 4
Exons: 4
Coding region: 106-684 (192 amino acids)
Molecular function (GO): protein binding
Source: RefSeq, a predicted model, not a curated record
ACAAUUUUUUAACCUAAAAUUCGCAUGUGUGAUCGCGCAAUAGUAUAAGUAUACUCCAAGUAUAGUUCAACGAUUGUUCAGCAUCUAGUUCACAAGGACAAGGCGAUGAGUGAUGCCGAACUCCAGGAGGAGGAAAGAGAAGUGUUACUCUCGAUAUAUGACGGCGAUCCGGCUUUCAAACAGUUGACACCCACGACAUUUCAAUACAAGUAUGGUGAGGAUAAUGAUAUGAAAUCAUUUCUACUGGAAAUAUCAUGGGGUGCAACAUAUCCUACAGAGAAACCAACUAUCAAUAUGAACACAUUUUACAAUAAACAUAUUGUGGAAGAAGUAAAGGACAAGGUGGUGAGUCUCAUAGAGGCAGAGGCUGAACAAUGGUUAGGUAGCGCUAUGACAUAUACGUUAUUUCAGUCUGUGCAAGAACAUUACACAGAUUUAGUGUCUAUGCAACCAAACUCAAUCAUUGAUAUAAAUUCACAUACUAGUAAGCUGAAGAUUACAGAUGAGAAUCAACAGGUUGAGGAAAUAGUAAAAAAACCUAAAAAAGAACAUUUAAGUAAAGCACAAAAGCGUAAACAAUGGAAUAAAGCAGAUGGCAAAGGUGAAAGACCACGAGGAUGGAAUUGGAUGGAUAUAGUAAAGCAUUUAUCACAGACUGGACCAAGAUCAGAGCAGGAGUCUUAAUUUGAGUCAUCUAUAUCAUUUUGUACAGCAAUAAAAGGCAUGUUAUAUUUUUAUAAA